CAUCCAUUUCUCCCUGACCUCAACUGGUCACACAUGCUGUAACUGGAACGCAGACACAAGCAGUUUAAUGUUCAUUACAUUGAUUAACUGUAGCUGCAGCUCCCAGUGUGGAUAUCAGAGAGAAAGCUGAAAAAGAGUUUCUUCUCUUGAGUUCAACAUCAGCCGUCCAGUAAAAGGUAAGAGAGUUUUAUUCUUCAGUAGAAAACCAGGGAUUUCCAUGAGCCCGCUGUGUGUCACCAUGUCUGAGGUUUGAUCUGAGGUAUGGUUGUGUGGGUUGUUGGAGUGGACUACUGGUUUUAUGAGUCCGUGUGGGUUGCUUUUGGAUCUCUGGGGAAAUUACACUGAGUUAAUUAAAAAAGUGUGGCACAGACAAGGUCUAUAAAAGUCCUGUUUCACAUGUGAUCAUGUUGUGGCCUUGAAACAAGUGAGGCCAUUACCAAUGUAAAGACGUGCUGUCUGUAAGAGAACUCUGAUCUUGCAACACAUCCAAGUAUGAAGCAAACUUUAACAUUUAUCUGACUGACUGUUGAAAACUACAAAUUUAGGACUCACUCUGUGGGAAUCAUUGUUCAACCUUCACUUUCAUCCACCUCCCUCUUGCAGGCAGCUACCACACAUCUCACCUGUGUGGGAGAGAAAACCUGUCACACGUGUCAAAGCAGAGACUCUCCAAAUGAUGUUAAACUACAUCCUGGAGCAGCCCUCUGUGAGGUUGUUGAAAAAUACCUUCACCAUGCUUCACAUGUCACUUUUUUGUGCUUGUAGCAGAAGUAAACAGAGACCGAAUACUAACCCGGGUCCAGUCCAACCUUUGUCUCCUGAGGUGUGCCUGACGACCCUCCUGAAUGAAUGAGUGGGUGGGCCCCGACAUUAGUGUGGUGGGACAGCUGGAAAUCCCACCCAGCGAUGAAUUCUCCAUCCCAGAGAGCUCCCACCUGUUUGGUAAGUUUACUGAAGACAAAGCAAGAGAGUGUAACAGCAUGCUAACCUGCAUGUGUGGUAACAACGUUUCAGUGUUUGGGAGGUUGAAUCCAGCAUUCCAAAACCCAGCAUUCUGGAAGCCUCCUUCACUGUUGCCACGCAAUAUUUCUGUCCUUACAAUGACAACUUUGCCCUUUUAAGAACUGUCUGGUGAUGUCACGAUUUGAGCAAAUCUCGUCUUGAUCUCACUGAAUUCUCGCAUGACUUUUUGAACAAGCCAUUCAGAGCACCUUGUACUCCCAUCUGGGAAUAACUUUAACACACAUUAACCUCACAAGCUGAACUUUUGCUCAUGUAUAGUACUGUUGUCCAACAUUUUAACUUAAAAUUUGUUUUUAAAAGCAUGAUACUACCUCAUUAAGAGGAAGGUAACUUCUGGGUGACUAGGAUAGCAUAUGUUAUUGCAGAUGUAUAGUAAAAAUAUAGUUUUUUGCACAAUAAAACCCACCCACCUGUUUCACUCUGCAAUAAGAUAGAAAAGUAAAUUGAGAUCAUCAAAGCUACACUGUUACACUUGGUGAGUUUUGUAUACCAAAUUAAAAUGGGUUAGCUCGGAUUUUGCUAACUGUUAUUGCGAGGUAGCAAUAGGAAUAAAAACUAAGCUGUAUUGUAUGAUUGUUGUUGAUUGGACACAUCAAGGUGUUUUGACUUACAAUUAACAAACACAAAACAACAAAAUACCCAAUCUGUUGAAUACAAAGACAAGGUCAUGUAAAAAUUUCCACUAAAAAUAAUUAAUCUAUCAUACUCUGUCAUAGAUUUAUGUCAUUUAGCUUAAACUGAUCCAUCAAAAGCAAACAUGCAAAAAAGGCGCAACAUGCCACACAGUGAGAGACAUAAUGAUCAUUUUAAAACGCACAGAUUGCAGCCUGUAUUGACUAUUUUCUAGAGGAAUUAUUUAUACAUAUAACAUGGUGUGAUUCAUAUCUGAUUAUUUACUGUCACAACAACCAAUCAACAACUCACCAUUUUUCUUCUGGCUUCACAAGACACACCUCUGGCAAAUAUAUGAACACUAUUGCACCAUAGGCAACACUCAAAAGGGAGUAAAAAGUACCAGCAAAGCAAACAGAAAAGUGAAAUGGAAAGCUGUAAUGCCAAGGACGUGUUUCUCAGGAUUGAGCCCUUUUUGAACUGUUAUGAUAUCAACAAUCAGUAUAUCACCGAACAUACAGAAACAUGGCUCCUGUGAACAGUAAAAGUUGUUUCCUUUGAGUGAAUUUUUACAAGUGCGGCCAAAGCACACAGUGUCAUUCAGUCAGUAGCAUUGCCCAAACUGGGAAAUGACUUAACACAUGGGCUAGCUACUUGUAAUGAUGUCAAGAAAUGUGACUGUGUGGUUAAUGAGUAGCUGUGGCAACCUUUGUUCCUCCUGGGAUUUCUUAAGCUGAAGCCAUAGCUCUUCUGGACUUCAUCUGACGAUCUCAGGACUUUAGAGGAAAGUUUAUCCUCAAGAUGAAUACAUGGACAAAGAUUCGCAAGUUAGAUUUAAAGAAAGGAGUGAUCUACAAAACUCAGCUGGAUUAAGAGAGUCAAGGGUCAAAAGAGUUUGUAUGAGAAGUAACACGGACAUGGCCAUGGUCCAGACUAAAUCGUCAAGAGGUCAGUGUUACAUAUUCUUUUGAGAAAUUGUCAUGUUUUGUGUCAGACAGACCUGACAGUAUCUCGUUUGUCAGCUGGGGGAUUAUUUGUGUGGACUUCUCAUUGUUCAGCUACUCCACCCUCGGCUGUUCCUAAAUCAGAUGUCAGACACUAUAAACCAAAAUACCAACUUGUCUGACGCAGAGUUACAUGCCACUCUGAGAGGCACAGUGUGCUCUGAGCAAGCCAGUUGUUAAUCAUUUAUGGGUUUAUAGUAUGUGCUGUGUGUGUGUGACUGACUACUGCAGAGCUAGUUUCUGUUCGAACAAGCUUCUGCCGAACAUACUUGAAACAGUUUUCUUAUCAGAAGAAAGGCUUUAAUGACACGACUAUCAUGUUACAAAGACUAUAAAAGUUAAGACAAUGCACGGUUGUGCAAAUAGGAAUAAAAACGUCUUUGUAGGACAUUUGUUAAUCAAAAUGGACUUCAUUUAGGAUUUGACUUCUUUAAACACUCAAUAUGUCCAUAUACUGCUCGAAGAAUCUUCUUCUAAAUGUUUCUUGUUACGCCCCACACAAGGGUGGCCCUAUGGAGCUAACAACAAUCCACACAUUCACACAAUAAAAGUAACAUAAAACACCUUCAAGUUUACCAAGGAUUUAUUUCAACCAAAGAUAACACAAAUUAACUAAACACAAAGAACCCACAACACAAAUGAGAGACAAAAAGGGAAACACACACACACACAUACAUAGACAUUUCUUUAAUCUAAUAGUCACAGUACUGUGAAAAGGGCUCAUUAUAAAUGAUAAUUUUACGUUCAGUCCAGAUUCAGUAUUAUGGUCUCUAUAGGUUAAUUUAGCACUUUGUUUAGCCACGCUGUUGUGACACAUGCAGAAUGUGCCUUUGCUUUGUCUUUCUGAAAUAAGCUUGGAUGUCCCUGAAAAAGAUGUGGCUUGAAUGGCUGCUUACUCACAAAUCUGUAUGUACCUUUAGGCAUUAAUGGAGCCUUUACAGUGGUGACAGAUACCCAUGCAAUGGGCACAAACACACCUCCAUACCAUCACAGAUGCUGUUUUUUGAACUUUGACCUGAUAACAAGCCGGAAUGUUUUUUAAGUUGCAUGUUCAUCUUCUUACUUUCUCUUAGAUAUCCUGGCAGAUCAAAACAGUCCUCUCCUGCAGGAGCCCGACAUCUUACCCUUUUCCGUCUAUCCCAGCAUGCAGUACCCUUCCAUGGAGCCGGCCAUGUCUUCAACAACAUACUACUCCAGUCAGAACUACUACCCUCAGUACAAUGGAGAUGAAUGGUACGCACAAACAGGGAUAUAUGAACUAAGGAAAGGACCCCUGGAGGUUAGCUAUGAUGCUGAGAUGGAGGAAACGUCUGUCGUGGUGCCUGCUGUGUGCAAGAGGACCCGGCACAUGUCACAGGCAGGACGAGUCAAAGGGGAGGAACUAUGUGUGGUGUGUGGAGAUAAGGCCUCUGGGUACCACUAUAAUGCUCUUACCUGUGAAGGGUGUAAAGGUAAGGCACUCUUGUCUUCUACUCAGUAUCUAACAACCCCCCCAGAUGGGCUCUGAGUUUGUAUCUAUAUAAACUGCUGAAUUAAGCUAUCCCACAUUUAUACAUUUGUUAAUAUAGGUAUAAAGAAUAACCAAACAGAGGGGCAAUAUUAACACUUUUAAUGCAUCAUCCUUUAAAGCUCCAAUGAGGAAUAUUUAGCUUGUACAAUUUUUUUGCACCCUUGUGAACAAAGCAGAUGUUGCUUAGCUUGUCCUGUGCUUGUUAAAGAAGUUUCAUCUCACAAAAAAUUGACUUUUCACAGUCAAAUGUACGAGUUAUUGUGAAUAUUUAAUGUUUACAAAUCUUAAAACAGCUGCAUACCUGACCCCUAACUCCUUUAAAGCACUUAAGGCAUAACAGUCAUUAAUCUUGUUGCUGAUGUCUUGUUUGCUUUUGUAUAUCAUAAAAAGGUAUCAGUAUGAAUUUCAGUCUGUUUCAUAAAGAUAAAAAAACACAUAAGCUUUAAGGACUCAAAAUCUCCAAAAGUACUACUAACGAAAACAGACUGCAUCAAUUCACUGAGAGAGCAGCCUGUUACAAGCGAGCACCAGGAGGUGAUCAGAACUUCCUGUAUUUGAUGUCAGAUAUCCAGUCAAAGAGUUUUAUGGUGGCUGAUCAGAUUUCAGAUGAACUGAGUGAGGUGAUGGUGUUUUUUCAUUAUGCCACACAUUGUUGUACUUUUUAUUAUGUAAAAGAUUGUCUUUAGGCACAGAUGAUGGCAGCUGUUGUUAGGAGAGUAAAAUAAAGCAUUUUCACUAUUUUAGCAUAUACGCAUGCUGAGGUAGGUAUAUUUGUCUAAGAGGCAGAUGAUUAACCUGAAGCAAUAUUUAUGGUAAAACCAGGUUGAGCACUGUUCAGUCCCUCCUCAGUUAUCUCUCAUAAACAUGCUGGUAAAGGCAAGCAUAUCUGUGUUAUUCUGGCUCAUGUAGAAAAGUCCAUGUCUAGGUCUUUAGAAGCUCCACCCAUGUUGAUAUGACAUGGAGGAAAUGCUGUGAGCCCUGCCAAACAAAUGAAUUGGUAUUAGUGUAAUUCCACACUGUGAGGCUUGUCAAUGCCAGCAGUGCGGCAUUUGGCCCGUUCUGCCUUUCGACUGAGAAUAGGUUCAGGUCUACCCAGUACUGUUGCCAGAUUGGGUUCCCUCUCAGCUUUCCGCUGCACAAUGCAGGAGGCAACCUGAGCUCAGUUACACUAAUGCAUGUCAUUCUGCUUAAUGUUCUCUGUCAGAAUGUCUAAGAACUGCUCCAAAGUUAUUCCGUGUGUGUGCGUGUGCGUGUGUGUGUGUGUGUGUGUGUGUGUGUGUGUGUGUGUGUGUGUGUGUGUGUGUGUGUGUGUGUGUGUGUGUGUGUGUGUGUGUGUGUGUGUUAUGCUCUGUCGCUCUCUCUGUCCUGAUCAUCGCCAACAGCCUUCACAGGGUUCUCUCUGUGACAUGAUAUGAACCAUGUAUUUCAUCAAGGCUUUAUCGCCCUUGUUAUUUAUCCUUUCUGUUUGAAAAAGCUGUCAUUCAUGAUCAGUAUUCUAAUUAUCAUAAUUGAUAUAACAAUUGAUAUAAUGGACAAUGUUUGUGGAAGUGCUGCAUGAACCAGGGAAGAAUUUUCUCCUUGAAAAAGAAAUACAAAACAGGCCCCUUGUACAACCACCUGAUGAAUAUGCACUAUAUAUAUAUGUGUGAAAGGUUAAAUCUAUAUACAAAUGUUUUAUUCAUGGUUUGUUUCUACUGCUGCCCAGUGGCUGAAACAUCAAUACAGACUGAAGUAUCAGGGUAUAAUAGGCAGAGUAAGAUUUUUCAGUGUGUUUAUUAUGAUACUAUUGUUGCACUAUUGUGAGAAGAGCCAUCUACUGUCAUUGUAAAGCCAGACAGAUCAUUUAGAAUACUGUAUAAUACUGUAUACUGUAUAGAUGUUGAGAUAUAAUAAAGUAGACAAAGAUGAUAAAGGCGGAUUUUCCAAGUUCUCAGUAAACGUGUGGCACUUGAUGUAUCAUAUAGUUUGUGGAUUAGCAUAGACGUUUUAUACAUAGAUUUAGUUUGAAUGAAUUCCCAGUGAGGUUUUCAGUAUGGGUUUAUAUGGGAAUGAUUUGCUAAGCUAGAUACUGAGAUAUUUUUAUGUUUGGACUAUUUCAAUAUUAGUGUGGAUAGUUGCAGACAGCUCAAAACAUUACCUCUAGUCCUGGAGAAAAGCAUCAAAUAGUUUUGCUUGGGUUAAGACUAAUAAGUAUGUUCUAUAUGUCGAUAACACAAAGCUUCUACUUCUCAAUGGCAGGCUGUAAAGAGUUAACAGAAUAAUACAGAACAGUGUCAUCUGCAUAAACAACAUAGCCAUCAUUAACUACAAUGAGAAAGCUCUGGGAGUAUCAUCUCCAUUUUGUUGUACUGUUGUCUUUAUAAACAGUAUAAUGACCAUUACAUCUUUGUUUCUUGUGAAAAUGAGUACAACAGCAGUAUCGUAGAUUCAUAAAGUAGAUUCAAGAGACAAUAAAGUACAAAUACUUUGAAAAUAACCAGUAAUAUAGUCCCAAUAAUACAAUGUAUACUGUGUGCCCCAUUAGAAAAUACAGACUUUAUAACACCCUGCUUUUGAUCAUGUUAAUGUUGUCCGUUGUCUCUCACUUUCAGGUUUCUUCAGACGCAGCAUAACAAAGAACGCAGUGUACAAAUGCAAGAAUGGUGGAAACUGUGAGAUGGACAUGUACAUGCGCAGAAAAUGCCAGGAGUGUCGCCUCAGAAAGUGCAAAGAGAUGGGCAUGUUGGCUGAAUGUGAGUACCUCUGAUAGUUAAUGCUGAAUAAAUGUUCAUUAGCACAAUUGUUUCAAUAAAUACUCAUGCACUGUUUUAGAUUGAUCUGUCCACACACUGUACAGGUAUUGCACUGAGUAUUUUCCCCUGAGUGGCUCUCAAAGGCUGUUGUGGGGAGCCCUCAUUUUCCAUUCUGACACAGGCUGUUAAAUUUUACUGAGGGAUUGAGUGUCACAAGUCACACAAUAGAAAGGUGCAGCUUUUGUUACUCUUACAGGAACAGAAGCAGGUAAACCGAGUCUUUAAGCUCCGUUUAGGAAGAAUCAACACCUUUAAUGUGUCCGCAGACUUUACAUUGAGGCGCUGUUUUCCUUAAAAGAUAUCAUAACACUUUUGGCUGUGCUGGAAUGUGUUUUUUUUAUACAAACUGAGCAAAAUGCAGUAUGAAAACUGAGCUGUCUGUAAUGAACACAGACUUUUAUAGUCCUUGGAGGAUUGUUAGUUUUCUGAGUCUAUUACAAGCUGUCAGCUGAAAAGAGCAGCGGGAUGGACUGGACUCGUGUUGCUCAUAAAUAGUGCAGGGAAGUUGCGAUGAAUAUUGCAGGGCAGCAGCCAGGCAUUCAUGACUCUACCCACCAGUGCAACAAGAGCUUAACGAAUGAGACUUCAUUGGUCUUAGCAUGAAAAGACAGACACCAAUUUUAGUAAAGAUACCCCCCUCUCUUUAAUUCCAGUCACGUUGCCAAGAUAAAAUGAAAAGGUUUUAUAAUCUUAUGCAUUAUUUGUUGAACAAGUCACUGUUAGCUGUAGUUAUCAGGAUGGAUGGUGCUGGAGUGAGAAUCAAAAAAGACAGACACAUAACAUUACAUUACAAAGGCUAUGAUGAAUGGUUUUAAAAUUUUAAUCUCUUAUUAAGCUCCUCGCCCCAUGAGUCAGUCUUAUUCCAUUUAAAUGAUAGAUGAAAGUGAAAAUGUGCAAAUGCUGGUGAGGAAAGAGCUGUGAGGUAUUUAACACACAAAGUGAAGCCUUCAUCACUGCUGGCAGGUCUGCUGACAGAGAUCCAGUGUAAGUCGAAAAGGCUGCGAAAGAACACCAAAGCCUCUCCAGGACCGUCCACAGGGGACGAGACGGAGGGGGCGGAGAACACGGACAGCAAACAGGUCACCUCAACCACCAAACUGCCAAAGGUAGCCUCUAUAGUGUUUUUACAUUUCUUUCUAUAUACGUGUUCACAUGGGAUUUUAUUUAAAAUCCCCUGAUUCUGUUUUAUAAUUUUUGUUUGUUUGUUGUUUUUGUAUCAAGAAGAAAGUUGAAAUCACCAAAGAACAGCAGACGCUCAUGAAGAUCAUCGUAGACGCUUACAACAGGCAUCAAAUUCCUCAAGAUGUGGCCAAAAAACUGGUAUGCUAACAUCAAUAUCACCUCAAACUUCUAUUAUAAGUAUUUAGGGCUCCAGAGAAGAAAUUUGGUGUCACCUAUACUUAGACAAGAACCUUAGAUGAUCUCACCUAGUUCAAAUUGUGUUUUUCAGACGGUUGAUAAAAAAUCCUUGUCAAAGGUAAACAUAUCGCUCACCAUGAGUAUUUGCAUCAGAAAUUAAAAAUGGAGGCUGUUUUAGCUGCUUUUGAUUGCCUUGGAGCUAAUAUUCACACACCAGCAGUUUAGGCAUCAAGGAUCACUACAAAGACGUAGCUAUACCCAGUGCAUGUCUGGCUUAUUUUGUAGCUUGAUGAAGCGUCAUGUCCAAUUUUUUUAUUGUUACUCCUGUUUUUCCUCCAGCUACAAGACCAGUACAGUGCAGAGGAAAACUUCCUCCUGUUGACAGAGAUGGCAACAAGUCAAGUUCAAGUUCUGGUGGAGUUCACAAAAAAUAUUCCAGGUACUGUUUCCCAGUUUUGGAUCUUUAAGAAUAAAGAAAUCUUAGCAUUAUAUACUAACACUGUGAUAUCAGUCCAAAUACAUCUGAAUAGUGGUUGUAAUGCCUCUGUCAGGCUUUCUCUCUCUGGAUCGAGAGGAUCAGAUCGCCUUGCUGAAAGGUUCGGCUGUGGAGGCCAUGUUUCUACGCUCAGCUCAAGUUUUCAGCAGAAAGAUGCCCAGCGGACACACAGAAGUGUUGGAGGAGAGGAUACGCAAGAGUGGUGAGUCAGUUGGACUGCUGCAACUCACACACUCUUGGUGCAGAAGCCUGAAGAGUUCCGUCAAAACUCAGAGAGUGAAACUUUGCAGCUCCUUGAGCUUUUACUCAAGGCCUUCUCAAAGAAGUUCAUGUCAGUGUGCAAUCACUGCAUCUUUACUCCUGACUGACCAGGGAUCAGACCUUUGAAUCUCUUCACUCCACGUGUCUGGCAUCAAGUAAAUUCAUGACCUUUAAGAUUCCAGGCACAGCAGGGAGUUUGUGCGGCAUCACGACAUUCGUGUUUCCACCUGCGGCCCAGCAGUCAGAUCCUCCUUUAAUUAUUGAUCCGACUGAUCUGUGUGAUGCAGCUGGGAGAUGUGUGCUGACCUGUUGAUCCUGGCUGGGUGUCAGUUACACUUACACACACACCCUUACUGGGUAUAGUUUUACUUUUGGCAUGCACACUGGUAAGAGAGAGCAUGCAAGGCAAAUUAAGGUCUUAACUGGAUUUCUUUUACUAAUUGAAACAAUCAUAGAAGCGGUUGGUCCAUGGCAAAGUUUUCCUUAGAUUCAGUGUUUUUGUAGUUUCAACAUUAAGUGUAUCCCAUGUCAAAUAGUAUUCUGCCCAGUGGUUUCAAAGUCAUUGAUAUUAAUGUGAGUUGUCAUUAUGUCAACCAGGCUGGACAGUUAGACGGACAGCAGCAGUCCCUCGGUGCAGCUUGUGUGUGAAUGGUUGCGAUAUUCCCGCUAAAGGCCAGUCUGGGAGAAUAAGGGAGCAGAGCUGUCUGAAGGCUCCAUUGUUUGUUAUCUAAACAUCAAGAGUGCUUUUGUCCACUUUUCUCCCUCUGAGCCCCUCUGGCAUUUCUGAAUGCUUGAUGAUGUGUCUGAGCAGACAGAAACCCUCAGCCAGUUUGGACAGUAACAAAAUUAUGAACUGCUGCCAGUGUGUGAGAGAGGAAACUCAGCAUAAAGGUUUACAGUUAUUAGGCAAAAAGCUUGAAACAAUUCUACCAAUUCAUUAAAAAAAGACAAAUGCAGCUCACAGUAAGAGGGUUCAGGGUUCAAAGUUGCCAACUUCUGUUUUAAGAGCAGCUUCAAAUGCUUGUUUUUUAACAGAGAGAUUUAUUUCUGAUGAAGCUUCCCAGGAUGUCAGGAAAUUGUUCCAGUGAUGUUAUACGAUGUAAUUUCAAGCAGGUUUGUUGCACAAAAUAAAAUAAUCAUCCAGAACUGGUUAUCACGUGCACUAUAACUACAUCAAUGCAAGAUUACCUUGGAUUAUGAUCCACCUGCUUUUGCUCUCCAUACAUUCUGUAUUUCCAACAUAUACCAAAACCUGCUGAUACAUGAUUUGUCAAUACUACCCAGACAAUGAAUAUAUAGGAAUAGUAACCAGAACACUGCCUCUGCUAAAAGUUUUUUUUUCUCUCUCUGUCUGAAGUAAAAGCUGCACUUUUUGAAUCACAACAAUACGACUGACAGUAUCUUAAGUACACCCCUAAGAGUGUGGUGGGCAACACAGCUGUCCCACAGCAAUGGAUCAGCGAAGAGCUGGUACUUUUUGUUUCAUCCCACUGCAGAGUAGACCAUGCUUUUGCAUUAAAGCAAUGUGAAUAGAUAAAGACUCAUCAGUGCAGUGGUUGGUACUGAUCCUCACACUUACAGCCAAGGGCAUGUACGGGAAGGUGAUGCUGCCUACCCUUCAAUUCCUGUUUGGCCACUCCAAGUGCUGCCCCAAAAUAUCAAACUAUGAUUGGCUAUUUGCCUUGUAAGAAGCAGGAGUUAUAUUACUAGGGCUGUUUAGAAGUGGUUUUCUUUGUACCUCAAUCGUAACUUUGGACAAACCAUUUGUUUUCUGAGAAUUAAGCAAAGAAGAUUUAUAUGUAUAAGAUGGCCAAUACCAGCAAACAUAUAAAGUCCUUAACUUUACCUGAUACAUCAGUAAAGACGUUUGCUCAUCCCUAUUUACCAUAACUCUGUCUGAAAACUGAAUUUAUGUUUUGAUCUGCAGGCAUAUCAGAGGAAUUCAUCACACCAAUGUUCAACUUUUACAAAAGCAUUGGUGAACUUCAAAUGGUGCAGGAAGAACAGGCUCUUCUCACCACCAUCACCAUCCUGACACCAGGUAAGCCACUUCACCACCUUUUGUUUUGAUAUGACAUGUGUGUGCUGUUUUUUUUCCUUAACAACAUCUUUAUCACGAAUGUCCUGAUAUGUAAUGUAUCAUCACUCUGUUAAUCCCCAGACCGGCCUUAUGUGAAAGAUCAGCAGGCUGUGGAGAGGCUUCAAGAAUCCAUGCUGGACUUGCUGGGGAAGCUGUGUGUGCUGCAGCACCCACAGGAGCCACAGUAUUUUGCUCGUCUCCUGGGCCGCUUGACAGAGCUGAGAACUCUUAACCACUACCACGCAGAGAUGCUAACAUCCUGGAGAACAAACGAUCACAAGUUUACCCCACUGCUCUGUGAGAUUUGGGACGUGCAGUGAUUCAGAGAAGUUUAGACACAUGGAAGAAGACAUAAAGACUUGAACCAAUGAGACAAAGCCAUAAAUCAAACAAAAUGCAGAUUUAUUCUGGAUAGUGUGGAGAUGUGUGAAUUGAAUCUCUGCAUAACCUCUUUGCAUCAGUGAUGAGUUGACUCAAUGAACAGUUGAGUUUAUCCUAUAUGUUUGCUCUACUUGUGGAUUUUGUAUUUACUGAGUGAUUCCUCAGACUGGUCUCGUUAUGGAGACGUGCAAAAUCCUCUGUCUCGCAUAUAGAAAAAUUCUGAAUACCCAGCAUGAUUGGUAUGAAACACUGGAACUUUUUCAAAGCAAAGAUGGCACUUGUAGAAAGUGUCAGGGUUAGAUUAUAUGGAGAAUAAUAAUUUGUUCAUUUAUUUUGUAUUGUAAAACCCAUAGCACUUCACUGAAGCGCUUGCUGUAAAUAUGCAAAAGCUGUAUGUUUUGUCUAAAUAAAUAAGAUGGAUGGAGAAAAGGUU
Messenger RNA from Xyrichtys novacula (pearly razorfish), 11951 nucleotides. The record is from the annotation of a GenBank genome assembly. Lineage: Eukaryota; Metazoa; Chordata; Actinopteri; Labriformes; Labridae.